This is a messenger RNA of Aspergillus aculeatinus CBS 121060, 1900 nucleotides long. RefSeq names its product alpha/beta-hydrolase. Lineage: Eukaryota; Fungi; Ascomycota; Eurotiomycetes; Eurotiales; Aspergillaceae. The coding region runs from base 59 to 1900 and encodes 613 amino acids. The transcript is spliced from 7 exons. The record is from RefSeq and is a predicted model, not a curated record.
GCCUGUAAGCAUCUGCUGAUAGUAGUCUUCUCAACAACCAUACUUAACAUCUCGAGCUAUGACCAAUUUCAAGAUCAAUCUCCUCUUUGGCGUUGUUGCUGUGGCGAUCCAUCAUCACCUUUUGGAGAGAGCGAACAUCCCCAUUCUUAGUGCAUCCAUCUUUCCACCAACGGUCACAGACUUUACUCGCAACAUCAGAUAUAUUGGAAGUCGUACUCCUGGAGUCGAGCACUUCCAGAAUGUGUUUUAUGCAGAAGAGCCAACCGGUCAACGACGAUUUGCACCCCCAGUCCCAGUAAGCCCGCCCAAAGGAUCCAUAAUUGAUGCUAGCAAGCCCGGUGCCUGGUGUCCUCAAGGCGUGGGAGACAUACUGCCCUUCACCAGCCAAGUGAACAAUAUAAGUGAGAACUGUCUGAGCCUGCGAAUUGCUCGACCUUCAGGGGUGCAGAGGGAUGCGAAGCUACCAGUUGCGGUCUGGAUACAUGGAGGAGGCCAUGCACUGGGUUCAGCCUCCGAUAUAUUGUACACGCCGGACGGCUUGGUGAGGGCGGCUGCUGCGGCAGGGAAACCAUUGAUCUAUGUUGGUAUCAACUAUCGACUAGGAAUAUUUGGCUUCGCCACGAGCAAGGCAAUGAUUGAGACCAAGCAGACAAAUGCAGGAUUGCGCGAUCAGCGAGUUGCUUUGCAGUGGGUCCAGGAUCACAUUGAAGUAUUCGGGGGUGACCCAGAUAGAGUGACUGCCAUCGGCCAGAGCGUGGGAGCCAGCGACAUCGGCCUGCAUCUGACAUCAUUCAACGGCUCCCGAAACGUCCCUUUCCAGCAAGCAAUGAUGAUGUCCGGCGCACCCGGUGUCAACUUCAACAGCGACCCGGUCUUCGUUGCGAACAACACUGUCGCCAUAGCCAGGCAAGUAGGGUGCGCCAAAAACGAAGAUGGCCAAUCAAUUGAGACCUUAGAAUGCCUGCGGGCGGUCCCAGCUGACUUAUUGAUCAAUGUAACUGUCAAUGAGGCCCGAAAAGCCCGUCCCCCAUUCGGUGAAGGAUACUUCUACCCGACUAUCGACAAUGACUAUCUUAACGGCAGGCCGUCUCAACUGAUGCGUACUGGUAAAUUCGUCAAAAAUAUUCCCAUAGUAGCGUCGUGGGUGACCAAUGAUGGGGCUUGGUAUGCAUCUCCGCAGACAUCCACAGACGAAGACGUCCUUGGUAGCUUCGGGCUUUGGCUACACGGCUUCUCUCGAUCAACGAAAGAGAAACUCUUGCAAUUGUACCCAGUGGAAGAUUUCAACCACAUGGUCCGCCAGAACUAUGAUGGCGGAAUCUCGCCGCAAUAUUACCGUGCGGCGCAGAUGAGUCGGGAUAUCUGGUUUACCUGCCCCGUAUUGGAUUUUUCAUGGCAGUAUGCCCAGACUGGAGGCUUGAACGCAUCGCGGAUCUGGUUGUACGAGCACAAUGCCACAAGAUUCACACCUGUCUUUGAAGCGAUGGGAGUGCCCAUGUGGAGAGUGGCACAUCUCAGUGACAUCCCAUAUGUGUUCAAUAACCCGCACUUAGAAGGGGGUGCAGAUAACUCGUUGGAUCAACUGGCGCUCAGUGAGACGGUUAGUAAGGCGAUUGUCGGAUUUGUGCAUGAAGGUCGCCCGGGAGGAGAGGGUGCUGGUAUGCAGAAAUGGUCAUCUGCAUAUCCUACUAUGCGCGAUGGGCAGCGAUCAAGCGAGAGUGCUAGUAGGCUGUCGAUUCAGGUCAUCGGGGGUCCUCUGGGGUUGUCGGAGGUGGCGAUAGAUAGAGACGGGGACGUCGGUGUGAUGACAGCAGCACAGCAAGCAUUAGCGUGGGAAAAGUUGUUUGGUCGGUGUGAUUUUAUCAACAGUCCUCAGAUGAGAGAUGAAGCUGGAGUUUGA